This is a messenger RNA of Myripristis murdjan (pinecone soldierfish), 3463 nucleotides long. RefSeq names its product neuronal acetylcholine receptor subunit alpha-7-like. The record is from RefSeq and is a predicted model, not a curated record. The transcript is spliced from 10 exons. Gene Ontology annotation, molecular function: transmembrane signaling receptor activity; acetylcholine-gated monoatomic cation-selective channel activity. Gene Ontology annotation, biological process: monoatomic ion transmembrane transport. The coding region runs from base 193 to 1815 and encodes 540 amino acids. Gene Ontology annotation, cellular component: postsynaptic membrane. NCBI's taxonomy places the organism in Eukaryota, Metazoa, Chordata, Actinopteri, Holocentriformes, Holocentridae.
GGUGCCUCCCGCCGCGCGCUCCUAUCAAAAACACACGAGAGCUCCACUGGGACAGUCGGGAAGAAGUCUCUCUCCCCUCCUCUUUCUCCAGCCAAAUGUUCAUAUCACCGCCAAGCCGGUGCACAUUCCCUCUCUAGCCGACAGUGAGAGCCCGCUGCCGGGGGCCGUCGGAGUCCACUGAGCGGUGCCAGGAUGCGGUGCUACAAGUUUUGGGGACCGUGUUCCGUUGGAUUUUAUAUUUGGACCGCUCUUCUUUUCAAAGGGUCCCUGCAGGGGGUGCACCAAAGGAGGCUGUAUAAGGAGCUCAUGGCCAACUACAACCGACUGGAGAGACCCGUCGUCAACGACUCAGCCGCCAUACUGGUGGAGCUCGGCCUCACACUGCUGCAGAUCAUAGAUGUGGAUGAGAAGAAUCAAGUGCUGAUGACCAAUGCAUGGUUGCAGUUGUACUGGACAGACAUCUACCUGAGCUGGAACCCAGACAACUACCCCGGCGUCCAGAACCUGCGAUUCCCCUCGGACCAAAUCUGGACUCCCGACAUCCUCCUUUACAACAGUGCUGAUGAGCGUUUUGAUGCCACCUUCCAUACCAAUGUGUUGGUGAAUGCGUCGGGUUACUGCCAGUACAUUCCCCCUGGAAUCCUGAAGAGCACCUGCUACAUCGACGUGCGCUGGUUCCCGUUUGAUGUCCAGAAGUGUGACUUGAAAUUUGGAUCCUGGACCCACAACGGUUGGCUGUUGGACCUCCAGAUGCUAGAUGUGGACACAUCCACCUACAUACCCAACGGGGAAUGGGACCUUGUGGGUGUACCAGCUAAACGUAAUGAGCUGUACUAUGAGUGUUGUAAGGAGCCCUACCCUGACGUGACAUUCACGGUCACCAUGCGCCGCAGAACCCUUUACUAUGGACUCAACCUGCUCAUCCCCUGUGUGCUGAUCUCUGGCCUGGCCCUGCUGGUCUUCCUGCUCCCUGCAGACUCUGGGGAGAAGAUCUCUCUGGGUAUUACUGUGCUGCUGUCGCUCACUGUCUUCAUGCUGCUGGUUGCAGAGAUCAUGCCUGCCACAUCCGACUCUGUACCUCUCAUUGCCCAGUACUUUGCCAGUACCAUGAUGAUUGUGGGUAUGUCUGUUGUGGUUACCGUCAUAGUCCUGCAGUUCCACCAUCAUGACCCUCAGGGAGGCAAGAUGCCCAAAUGGGUGCGAGUGGUCCUGUUGAACUGGUGUGCCUGGUUUCUCCGUAUGAAACAGCCCGGCGAUGAACGCAAGCGGUCCAACCAUAAGUACCGCCACGCCCUCCAGCAUCACUCCAGCGCUAGCUCCAUUGAAAUGGGCACUGUGCCCAGCCUCUCUGUGCCCCUCUCCCAAACCUCCUGCCCGCCCUGUCCCACUGGUACCUCCAAUGGCUCCAUGAGCCUCUACUUUGGCAACUACCACCCCAUUGAGAGCCCACGCUGCCCGCCCUCCAGCGACUCCGGGGUGGCUCUAGGUGGACGCGUCCACGGCUCCCCAAGCGAGGAAGCUGAGCCACCUGUAGGAGGAGGUGGCAAUGGGGUCGGGGGCCUGGGGAUAGCCGGGGUGGGAGUCGGCAUCCCCCCACCGGAGAUCCAGCGCAUCCUGGAGGAGGUGUCUUAUAUCGCCCAGCGCUUCCGUGACCAGGACGAGGCUGAGGCCAUCUGCAGCGAGUGGAAGUUUGCAGCGGCGGUGGUAGACCGGCUGUGCUUGGUGGCCUUCUCACUCUUCUCCAUCAUCUGCACCUUCACCAUCCUGAUGUCAGCGCCCAACUUCAUAGAGGCUGUUUCCAAGGACUUCACAUAGCUGCAGUAUCAGGAGAGUGGGAAGGAGGAUGGAGUAAAAUGAUGAGGGAUGACGACAAGGGACAGAAAAACAAUAGCAGGGGGAAAGGAAAGGAUAAAGAGGGCAGUCAGGAAGUGAUUCCCAACCUGUAGUCUGUGUGUCCUAAAAUUUAGAUUUUAAAAAUCGCUCUGUUCAAUCAAUUGAUGAAUUAUAAAGAAACAUUUAAUUUUGUUAUGUCAGCACAUCCAUUCCAAAUAUACUGAAGACAUAUAAAGAGACACAAACAUAAAAUAUAAGGAAACAUAUAUUUCUGUUUUAAUUGAUAUUUACGCUGAGAAGAUAAACAGGUCUGGUUGGGAAUCACUAAGAGGAUGAACUUAAGGAGGGAACAGUGGGUUUUUUUUUUAAACAGGCUGAGUAAGAAAGGAAUCAGAGGAUUAUGAUGAUUCUGCUCUUUUUCUUUGCCCUUCUUUGAAAAUAUUGUAAAUAUAAUGUUUUAUCCAUACUCUUCAUGAAAAUUUAAAAGUUGGCUUGGUGUAAGAAGAUACAUACAUUGUGUCAAUGUCAGGAUCCAUCUCACUGCCUCAGUCAAGUCAGUCAUCUCCACUAAAGUCGUUCUUGUAGCCUUUGUGCAAAUCCAAAUGCAUAUGUACAAAUACCGCCUCAAUCCAUAUGAGCAGUCACAGCCUGGCAACUCCUCACCCUUUGAACUUUGACUAACUAAGGACGUCACAUCUGUUGUGGAUGAUGUAACAUCCUUGUGAUCAUGGUAGGCUAGUAACUGUCUAUAAUGAGAUGUUUCACUGUGAACUUCAUUGUUUUUGCUUUCACUUUAGUGAACGUGGCAUCGGGCACUACUUUUUUGCUUGCCAUCACACUAACACAAGUGUAGAGCCAUUUCCUGUGUUCACCAGGUCUGUCAGAGUAGGAUCACUGUUUGGUUUGUGUUGUCUGUAUCAUUUUGAACAAUACAAUCUGUAGACAUGAUGCUAUCAGACCUCUACACUCCUAAAAUAGAGUCUUUCUCAGCACGUUAGUAACACUAACAAAACCGUUUGUGAAAACAGGAGUAUAAACUGUACCAAAUGUUUUGACACAUUUGGCACAGUAUAUUUUAGUAAGUAUGUUGUGCUGGCAAACAGCACAAGAUGUAUAGUCUCCAAACUAACUCAGAUAUAAAAGCUGUAUCCUUUAAGUGUGUGCUCUGACACAACAUGUACAGGUCUUGAAUUUUAUUUUGUCAAAGUCAAGUUAUUACCACAGUUUAUAAAGUAAUUUGUGUCUUGGAAUUUGUUGUACAUUAGGGAUGUGAGUUGUAAAAACACUAGGCAAUGGUGUGACCCCAGGGACUUGGACUUUGGCAAACAAAGGCUACGGGCUGAACAAGAGGCUGAAGAGGAAAGGUUCACAACAACCACCAUAUCACUGGAGAACAUACUGUAGACUCAUCAAAGGCCCUCAUGUCAGUAAGAGUUUUGUCUGUGUUUUGUAGCCGAGUGGACUGACUGAUGCACACGACAAUGUUGUGAAUGUGUAUAGUUCCACCUCAACCUCCAAGUCACCUCUUUGUCCUAGCUAUAGUCAUUGGUCUCUUUCUCUCUUUCUCUGUCACUCAUGUUGUGAUUUAUUUACUCUCUAUGUUAAUAAAGGUCUCCUUGUUCAUUCUCCA